CCUUGCCUGCCCCCUCUCGCAGUCGCUCGCCAGCGGCUGCUAAAAUCACCACCAGCCCGCCCCGGCCACCGAAAGCAACCACACCCCACCACGGAUUAAACAAAGCGCGCACCCAAUCAACGCAGCGGCGCCCUCGCACCUCGCAACCGUAUCUCCCCUCGCUUAAAAGCUCGCGCGAGCCGUAUUGGUGGAGAAAAGAGGAGUGGGGAGCCCGAUCCAAUCCCAUCCAGCCGAGUCCCCUCGCCGCCGCCGCCGCCGCCCUCUGAAACCCUAGCGUGUACGGGGAUGAAGAUCCAGUGCAACGCGUGCGGGGCCGCGGAGGCGCGGGUGCUGUGCUGCGCGGACGAGGCGGCGCUCUGCGCGGCCUGCGACGAGGAGGUGCACGCCGCCAACAAGCUCGCGGGGAAGCACCAGCGGGUGCCGCUGCUCUCGGACGCCGACGCCGUGGCGACGGCGACGCCCGCCGUGCCCAAGUGCGACAUCUGCCAGGAGGCUUCUGGAUACUUCUUCUGCCUAGAAGACCGUGCACUACUUUGUAGAGAUUGUGAUGUUGCUAUACACACGGUAAAUUCAUUUGUUUCGGUGCAUCAGAGAUUCCUGCUAACUGGAGUUCAGGUGGGCCUUGAUCCUGCUGAUCCAGUUCCACCCAUUGCUGAAAACCAUGUUAAUGCCGUUGGUGGCUUGGUAUAUCAACCAGCAAAACAUCUGCCAAGGAGAAACCCAACAGUUCAAUUUUCAGGUGAAGGCACUGCUUCUGUUCCCUGCAAAAGUUUAAUAAAUGGAGACUAUUCAAGACAGAAUUCUGUUCCAACAGUCAGGACGGAAGUGGUUGAUUGGACAAUGCACAAUGGUGCAAUUCAAUCCGUAGAAUCUCCGCCUAAGUACAUGUCAGAGGAAAGUCCAACACUUCAGCAAUCUAGCCAGGCCACAGUGGCCUUUUCCAGUCAAAUUAACAGCGAUAGUGAUCGGGCCUACAACUUGCCAUUCUCAGGUGGUAAUGGGACAGACAGCCUACCAGAUUGGCCUGUGGAUGAGUUCUUCACUAACUCAGAAUAUGGCCCAAACUUCAGUUUUGCGGAGCAUGGUUCUUCUAAGAGUGACAAUGCUAAGCUGGGGAGUGCUGGGGGAUCUCCACAAUGCCGUUUAGCCGAAGGCUUCGUUGCUGAGGAACUAUUAGGCCAGGUGCCUGGAUUGGUCACCGAUGAAUAUAUGAGCCGAGUACCUGAGAAUUCAUGGGCAGUCCCUGAGGUUCCCUCACCCCCAACAGCAUCGGGGCUCAAUUGGCAUGGGAAUUUGCAUUUCACUGCAUAUGACAGCACCAUGUUUGUUCCUGAAAUCUCCUUCCUACAGAGCUCUCAAAAUCAAUUCGCUGUCCCUUCCGGUUUCAAGCGUCGGAGGAGACGGUAUUGAGCGACAACAAGAGCACUAGACACCAGUGUCUAUUUUAGACAAUCUUGAGAAAGGCCUUUGCUGGGCCAAACGACGAGAAAGGAUCAGGGCUGGAUGAUCAUUCCAACUUCAACUGAAUUAUCCGGUAGCCAGGUUUAAAGUGUGUUGUAAUGCCUCAAAGUUGUCCAUCUUCUUCCAAAUAUUCGAGCUUCACUAGUGAAUCGUUGUGGUGUUGAGUUUGUGUAUAUGGCGAAAUAAAGAGGAGCACCAGUAACAUCAUAAUUAGUGGCACAUGAAGUUCCUUCUCCAAGUUUCCCUCCCUUUCGGUUUUGGUUGGAGGGGCACUGGUCACUAGGGAAUGCUAAGAAUUGCUCAGUUUUGAUGGUACUCUUGCUGAAAAUCAACCGCAUGAUGCCACGGUUUCCUUC
Molecule: messenger RNA, 1817 nt
Organism: Panicum hallii
Lineage: Eukaryota; Viridiplantae; Streptophyta; Magnoliopsida; Poales; Poaceae
Product: B-box zinc finger protein 22-like
Exons: 3
Coding region: 286-1410 (374 amino acids)
Biological process (GO): regulation of DNA-templated transcription; photomorphogenesis
Cellular component (GO): nucleus
Molecular function (GO): zinc ion binding
Source: RefSeq, a predicted model, not a curated record